AUGGCCAAAGGGAACAAGAAGAAAGCGAAGAAGCGGGCGCAAAAGGCAGUCGGCAAUGCCGCUCCGACGACGACGACGACGACGACGACUGGUGGUGCCACUGGCACGACGACGACUCUUCCCAAGCCUUUGAAUGAUUCGAACAAGAUGACGCCAAAAUCGGGCCCGGGGGUUCCCCCUUCGCCGUCGAAACCGAUUCGAUUACCGUCGCCGGAACAAGCGGCGUCCCUGGAAAAACUCCAAUCUUUCCCGACGCCGACGAAGAGUAACGGCAAAGACGUGGAAAAGACGCCGGAGUACGUGUGGAAAGCGCCGUACGAACCCGGGAGCGCGUGGGCGGAUCAAGUGGAUUCAGAUAUGUUUAAACGAGGAGGAGGAGAAAAGAAGAGCGCGGCGUCGCCGUCUCCGGGAGGGAAGCGAUUGUCGAUGACACCACAAUCUGUCGCGAUAGAGUCGUCGUCAUUGUCGCCGAAGAAUAUGACGGAAGCCAGUCCGGGGAAGACGGAGAGAGUGAUCGCGGAGGCGACGUCGCCGGCGAGGAUUCCGGACGCGAAGAAGGCGCCGACGCCGCCUGCGGCCGCGACGAGACAACCGUCGCCGUUGAGCAGACAGUCGCAGCCGCAAUAUGCUCAGCAGCAGCAACAACAACAAUAUCAGCCACAACCGAAAGUUCCGACGCCGCAGAGAAAGGCGCAAAUCGAGAGAAAGUCGUUCAUCGAGAGAACGUUCACGCCGGCCAAGGAGAAGUUGGAUAAAAAUCCGUUGAUUGCGGAAAUCGUUCGUGAACGCGAGGAAGCGGCAAAGAAACAAGACAAGACGAGUGGAGAUAAGAGUGGCGGCGAGAAAUCGUUUUUGGAGAAUACUUUGGCGAAUUUGAAGGAGAACAAAAUUGCGGCGAUUGGGAUCGGGGCCGGCGCGGUCGCGUUCUUGGUGAAGACCAUGGGUAAAGGACAACAAAAAUCGCGCGCUUAA
Messenger RNA from Bathycoccus prasinos, 972 nucleotides. RefSeq lists its product with no specific name. The record is from RefSeq and is a predicted model, not a curated record. The coding region runs from base 1 to 972 and encodes 323 amino acids. The transcript has a single exon. Lineage: Eukaryota; Viridiplantae; Chlorophyta; Mamiellophyceae; Mamiellales; Bathycoccaceae.